Messenger RNA from Clupea harengus (Atlantic herring), 848 nucleotides. RefSeq names its product cytochrome c oxidase assembly factor 6 (gene coa6). Lineage: Eukaryota; Metazoa; Chordata; Actinopteri; Clupeiformes; Clupeidae. Gene Ontology annotation, biological process: mitochondrial ATP synthesis coupled electron transport; respiratory chain complex IV assembly. Gene Ontology annotation, cellular component: mitochondrion. The record is from RefSeq and is a predicted model, not a curated record.
ACCGGAAGUAAUACUUUUGUCAACAAGCAUGCAUCCCCAGGUUGUGAAUGUUUGAAAGAGCUUUCUACUUAGCUGUCGUUGUACUACAGUUACAUUAGAUGAUUUGCCGUCAAAACGUCAAGAGCUUUUCUGUUUGUAUUGCACAUAUUCACAAAAUUCCACUGCUGACGUUUGCUAGCUUCUGAAAGAGCCACAGAAAUGUCAGCUCCUACGAGGGAGGAGAGGCGUACAUGUUGGGGGGCACGAGAUGAACUGUGGAAAUGUCUCGACGUAAAUCAGGACAACGCAGAGUCGUGCAAAAAGUUCCAUGAGGAAUUUGAGAAGCAGUGCCCAGCACAGUGGGUGAAAUACUUCGCAAAGAGGCGGGACUUCCUGAAGUACAAGGAGAAGCUUCAGACCGAAGGCUUUGAGCCUGCAGAGGGGGUCCCCAGCUCAUAGCUUCUCCAGUUGGACUGCUUGACACAGAAUGGAGCACUGUGUUGAGAACACAGCUACAUGGACUGCACUCUCAAUCUCAGUUGGGUACGAGCAACUGCCACUCCAUGAACAGAACCAUAAUGGCAGCCGUUAGAUCACUGUGUGCCCUGAGAGCGAUGGCAGGCUCACAUUUCAUCUCUGUGUUUUAGAAUAAUAAUAUAUUUGAUUUGAUACCACAUACUGUUUUUCUCUCAAUGUAUCGAAGAGAGCUGCUGCUGAGUGACUUGGAGUGUGUGUGUGUGUGUGUGCGCCUGAGCAUCGUGUGCAUGUUAUUCAUCUGAAGAUGAAGAUGAAAACAUCUGCAAUUGACACCAUUGCUAAAUACAUGCGUGAAGUAGUUUUGAAUAAAAACAUGUAAAAAAAGAGGGAAA